Messenger RNA from Dendroctonus ponderosae (mountain pine beetle), 1248 nucleotides. RefSeq names its product retinal guanylyl cyclase 1-like. Bases 112 to 888 code for a protein of 258 amino acids. The transcript is spliced from 4 exons. NCBI's taxonomy places the organism in Eukaryota, Metazoa, Arthropoda, Insecta, Coleoptera, Curculionidae. Gene Ontology annotation, biological process: protein phosphorylation; cGMP biosynthetic process; receptor guanylyl cyclase signaling pathway. Gene Ontology annotation, molecular function: guanylate cyclase activity; peptide receptor activity; ATP binding. The record is from RefSeq and is a predicted model, not a curated record.
ACUUUGAAAUAUUUGCGGCAGAAAUCAGGAGUCUCCUCGGUCUUUAGACUAAAGUUUCUUCAAAGUACUGCGAACAUUAGAUUUAAGAGAGUGUGAGAAGUGAGUUUAAUAAUGUAUUCCAAACCGCUAGAGCUUCUAUGGACCGCUCCAGAACUGCUCCGCGACCCCAGCUCGAGAAAAAAAGGCACCCAGCCUGGGGACGUUUACUCUUUCGGGAUAAUUCUGCAGGAAGUGGUGGUGCGAGGAGAGCCUUUCUGCAUGCUCGCCCUAACGCCUGAAGAAAUAAUCGAAAAAUUGCAACAUCCUCCACCGCUGAUCCGGCCAUCGGUGAGCAAAGGAGCCGCUCCACCGGAAGCCAUCAACAUCAUGCGCCAGUGUUGGGCGGAACAGGCGGAUAUGCGCCCUGACUUCAACGCCGUCCAUGAACAAUUCAAAAAGCUGAACCAUGGAAGGAAAGUGAACAUCGUGGACACCAUGUUCCAGAUGCUGGAGAAAUACUCCAACAACUUGGAAGAGCUGAUUCGGGAGAGGACGGAGCAGUUGGAUUUUGAGAAGAAAAAGACCGAGCAGCUGCUCAACAGGAUGUUGCCUAAUUACGUGGCCGAGAAGUUGAAGUUGGGCAUGCCCGUCGAUCCAGAGGAGUACGAAGAAGUGACGAUUUAUUUCUCGGAUAUCGUCGGUUUUACGACGAUAUCAGUGCAUUCCACUCCGUUCCAGGUGGUUGAUCUGCUCAACGACUUGUACACGUGCUUCGAUGCCACCAUAAAUGCAUAUAACGUGUACAAAGUGGAGACAAUUGGGGACGCUUACAUGGUAGUUGGAGGAUUGCCAGUGAGAAUUCCAAACCAUGCGGAACAGGUUGGUGAAAUAUUCCAAUUGGGACACUGACAUUCAAGCAGUUUUUGCCCCGUUUAGAGGGGGUUCCAUAAAAACCGUAAUUCCACAUUUUCUUCUAGUUUUGUUGGCCCGUUUGCUUCGUCCAAUUUAUCAAACUUUCCAUUACCAGCCGCCCCCAAUAGCAACAUUCCUCGACAGCAUCCACCCUUCCACUUUCAUGGCAAUAAAAACAAAUCGCAUUUCGCCCUCGAACUGUCCAUAUUCGCUCGUCUAAAAGUUACUGAACCCGCUUCCAGGCCGCAUAAAGGCUCCAUUUUUCCGCAACUCAUCCAUUAGCGUUAUUAAAAUCUCGCAUCGCGUCCUAAACUGUAUCGAUGUCAUGCAAUUAUGCAACCGGAACGAUCUGUCGCA